AUGAGAGUAAUUCUUCUGUUCGGGGCUGUAGGAGUAAGAGCGCUUAUCUCCACACUCGAGUUUCCUGAAGACAAGUCAACUUAUGAUUGCCAUUCAGAGAUCAAAUGGCCUGAUGCUCCUCCGAGGGAACAUGACGGCUCUAAGUUGGACAAAGUCCUGGUGUUCGCGCGUCAUGGUGCUCGCACGCCCUUGUACGAUAUGACUUGUUGGGCUAACGACGAGGCCAGAUACACUUGCCCGACUAAGACCUUCGCUGGCUUCGCUGAUAGUCCGUCCGGAGGCCGCUCUCCCGGUUUUUCUCGCCUCCGUGGCAAGAAGAGUGUCUUGCCGGGUGACGGUUGCCUCCUGGGCCAACUUGUCGAUGCCGGAGUGCAAAUGCACAUGGCCAAUGGAAAGCAGCUUGGCGCUGCCUACAAGAGUGUCUUGGGAUUGCCCGAUAUCCCUAAGGAGCCUGAGGUCAUGUUCCGCUCAACUGAUGUCCCACGAGUUCACCAAAGCGCGGAAGCUCUCGCCAUGGGGUUGUUCCCGAAAAUUGUCCAUGCGGACGACUCGAAACUAAGUAUUAUAAUGCCCGACAGACAAAGAGAUACCUUGAUGCCUAACCCUUCGGUGUGCCCCCGCCUCAAUGAUGCUCUGAACGAGUUCUACAAUUCUCCGACUGCCAAGGAACGUGCGCAGAAAACGACUGAUCUGCGCGAAUUUAUUGGAGCUGCUACUUGUCGCAGCAAAGAGUUUAAUACCAACAACACACGAGCUAUGAAGGAUCUUUUUGACCCCCUUCACGACUGCCUAACUGCUCAUGUCUGUUCAACUGUGCCAAGUGAGCCCAAGAAUGUCCCUAAAGGACUAGAAGAAAGUGGUACCGUCUUCAAGGCUGUCGAGAAGGAGGCUGUGUUUUGGGCACUCGGCCGUUAUGGCGUCAAUAAGGAGAUGAAGAAGCUCGCCUACGGGCCAUUCAUUGGGGAUUUACUCGAGGAUUUGGGCGUACGUGAUAGACGUUUAUCGGUGUAUCUCGGUCAUGAUAUGGGUCCAGCCCACUCCAUCAUCGACGCGCUUGAGCUAACCUGGAUGGAUUCUGGCAAUACAUGUGCCGAAAGUUGGCCUCCAUUCGGCUGUACUCUUGUAAUGGAGAUCUACUCCGACAACCAAGCCCGUUUUGUCUACAAUGGUCGAGUAGCUUCUGUUGAGGCCAUCGAGGGAUGCCGUGGCAAGUAUCUGUGUCCCUUAGAUGAGCUUCACGAGUACCUCGUCACUCUAGUACCCACCGAGUCUGAAUGUGAGGGCCGCAACUAGGCUUCCUAUCAUCCUUCAGGGGUCGAUCAAGUUUCCUUUUCCAUCAUUUUUCCAAUCGUCGAAAGUUGACGCUUUGAUA
Messenger RNA from Perkinsus marinus ATCC 50983, 1372 nucleotides. RefSeq names its product Prostatic acid phosphatase precursor, putative. Gene Ontology annotation, molecular function: phosphatase activity. NCBI's taxonomy places the organism in Eukaryota, Perkinsozoa, Perkinsida, Perkinsidae. The coding region runs from base 1 to 1293 and encodes 430 amino acids. The transcript is spliced from 12 exons. Gene Ontology annotation, biological process: dephosphorylation. The record is from RefSeq and is a predicted model, not a curated record.